Molecule: messenger RNA, 173 nt
Organism: Sphaeroforma arctica JP610
Lineage: Eukaryota; Ichthyosporea; Ichthyophonida
Exons: 1
Source: RefSeq, a predicted model, not a curated record
AUGGGUGAGAAUAAGAACUUAGCUGACGCUUUACGCGUGUGGGUGUCUUCAUUCCACGACAGUGGUGUGGUCACGGUCCCUACCGACACUUUAGAAGACCUCCGAGAUGGUGUUGCGCUAAUGGAGAUUAUGUGUGAGCUGGAAUGUGAGGUGCUUCCAAAGGAUGAGAUCAG